AUGUUAUUCGACACAGUUGAUGACGCGUAUAACUUUUAUAAAACUUACGCAGAAGCGGGAGGUUGGACUGUAAGGAAGGGCACACAGCACGAGAACCGUGGUAUUGUUAUAAACAAGUACUUUUUUUGUUCAAAGGAGGGUCAAAAAGACUUUCGACCGGUCGAUACCUUAGUUGAACAGCCGUCUGAUAGGUGGGUACAUAGGGUACCAUCCAAAAGGACCGGAUGCCAAGCUGCGAUCAGAAUAAAGCUUACCGAUGCUAAGAAGUAUUUGUUUUAUCAUUUUAUAGAGGCGCACAACCAUGAUUUUGUGCAUCAAGAAGAUUUACAUCUUCUCAAGGAAAACAUGGGUAUUAAUCGUGCUCACGAAGAGAUGAUAAACAAGAUGUCACAUCUCAACAUUGGUCCUGUUCGUGCAUUUAACAUUAUGAAGGAAGUGUAUGGUGGGUUCGACAAAGUCGGUGCGACCAAAGUCGAUUUUAAAAAUUUCAAGAAAGAAUUAAAUCUUUUUAUCGGAGAGUUUGAUGCGGAAAUGUUUGUCAAGCGACUGAUGAGGAAAAAGGAGUUUUUACCGAACUUCUCUUGUGAAUAUGAAACGACAGACGAAGGUGUGUUGAAGUGCAUUUUUUGGGCCGACGAGGAUAUGAAGAGAAAUUAUUAUAUGUUUGGGGACGUUAUAUCAUUUGAUGCUACCUACAAGCGUAACAAGUAUAACAUGAUGUUUGUCCCUUUCACUGGGAUUGAUAAUCAUAAUAGGAACGUGACACUUGGUGCUGCAAUUGUCGGUUCUGAAACGGCAGAGACGUAUAGCUGGUUACUUAGGGCGAUCAAGAACGCAUAUGGGUACGCGCCUCCCGUAAUCGUUACUGACCAGGACCCUGCGAUGAAAAAGGCUAUAGCGGAUGUUUGGCCUGAGUCGAGGCAUCGGUUAUGUAUGUGGCAUAUCAUGGAUAAACUCACUACAAAGGUCUGGUUCGGGGCUGCCCUAUGUUCAAAUACAGAUUAUAGGAAAAGAUUGCCUGCAGUUGUUUGGAUUGAUUCUCUAUUGCCCGAAGCGUUUGAGGCUGAAUGGGCAGCUAUUAUUCACGAUUUCGGUUUAACCAACCAUGAAUGGCUGACGUAUAUAUACGGGCUACGUGAAUCAUGGAUUCCAGCUUACUAUCGCGAAGAAGAAAUGUCUGGUCUUAUGCGGACAUCAUCUAGGUCCGAAAGCGAGAAUCACUUUUUUGGCAAGAUUAGCAAUCCAAAGUGCACGUUAGUUGAAUUUCUUAGCCACUUCGAUACGGCUAUUGAAGCGCAAAGGCACGAGCAUCGGAAAAACGAUCAUGACACUCGAUACACCAACCCUGGAGAGUGGAGUGAUUUUGUUCUCGAGAAGCAAGCAGCUCAGAUAUAUACCAGAACUUUAUUUUUGGAUGUUCAACUCGAGAUUCAACAUGCUAUUCAUCGUUGUACUAGUGAUCUCGAUCAGCCAUGUUCUUUGUUCUUCGAGGUUAUGAUACGCGAGCAGGAUGUUACUGUUAAGUGUAUCUGCAACAGGUUUGAGCAGUUUGGAUUGUUGUGUAGUCACAUUUUUUGCGUGUUACGGAUUCUUGAUAUAAGGGAGUUUCCGAAACAAUAUAUAUUGAGGCGUUGGACGCGUGAAGCUGUUCCAAAUAGUUCCUCCAGGUCCAUUCUUACGGACGGUGGAGAUCCAGAUCGUAGUGAGGAGGUUAACCGUUGUGUUCGUGAGAUUAGUCACGCAACUGAGUAUGUUGUGAACAAGUUGAUUUCAAAAUUUGAUAAGUUGUCUAAUUUUUGUGAUCAUAUCAAGCAGUCUAUGUCAGUCGCUGAUGAAGCUCAAAUAAAUGCACCUCCCAAGACAUGA
This is a messenger RNA of Helianthus annuus (common sunflower), 1866 nucleotides long. RefSeq names its product protein FAR1-RELATED SEQUENCE 5-like. The record is from RefSeq and is a predicted model, not a curated record. The transcript is spliced from 5 exons. The coding region runs from base 1 to 1866 and encodes 621 amino acids. Gene Ontology annotation, molecular function: zinc ion binding. Gene Ontology annotation, biological process: regulation of DNA-templated transcription. Lineage: Eukaryota; Viridiplantae; Streptophyta; Magnoliopsida; Asterales; Asteraceae.